Anastrepha obliqua is the source of this 1158-nucleotide messenger RNA. Its product is annotated as probable dimethyladenosine transferase. The transcript has 3 exons. NCBI's taxonomy places the organism in Eukaryota, Metazoa, Arthropoda, Insecta, Diptera, Tephritidae. Gene Ontology annotation, biological process: rRNA methylation. Gene Ontology annotation, molecular function: rRNA (adenine-N6,N6-)-dimethyltransferase activity. The record is from RefSeq and is a predicted model, not a curated record. The coding region runs from base 103 to 1023 and encodes 306 amino acids. Gene Ontology annotation, cellular component: mitochondrial matrix.
UGGUUGCGAUAUCAAAACAAAUGCAGCACCACCAAAAACAACAAAUAUUCGGCACCUUAAUAACACGGAAAAAUAAUAAUUUUUAGCGAAAUAAAACACAAUAUGCCAAAAGUAAAAACGGAGAAAAAAUCACGCAUACACCAUGAGGUGCAAAAACAAGGCAUCGUCUUCAAUAAGGAUUUUGGCCAGCAUAUACUCAAAAAUCCGCUGGUCAUACAAAGCAUGCUGGAAAAGGCUGCACUACGAAACACGGACACCGUGUUGGAAAUCGGUCCCGGUACCGGUAAUAUGACAGUGCGUAUGCUGGAGCGGGCAAAAAAAGUGAUUGCCUGCGAAAUCGACACACGACUCGCUGCCGAGUUGCAAAAACGUGUGCAAGCCACACCAUUGCAACCAAAAUUGCAAGUACUAAUCGGUGAUUUUCUCAAAGCUGAACUGCCUUUCUUUGAUUUAUGCAUUGCCAACGUCCCAUAUCAAAUUAGUUCUCCGCUAAUAUUCAAAUUACUGCUGCACCGGCCGCUUUUUCGCUGUGCUGUGCUGAUGUUUCAGCGGGAAUUCGCUCAACGCUUGGUUGCCAAGCCAGGUGAUAAGCUCUAUUGUCGGCUAAGCAUCAACACGCAAUUGUUGGCACGCGUCGAUAUGCUCAUGAAAGUUGGUAGAAAUAAUUUCAAGCCACCACCAAAGGUAGAAUCAAGCGUUGUACGAUUGGAGCCAAAAAAUCCACCGCCACCAGUUAAUUUUACCGAAUGGGAUGGUUUAACGCGUAUCGCAUUUCUGCGCAAAAACAAAACUUUGGGUGCGGCGUUCAAAAUCAAUUCAGUACUAGAUAUGCUGGAGAAGAAUUACAAAUUGCAUCUAUCGUUGCAUAAUAAGCCUCUCGAGCCAGAUUUUGACAUGCAAACCAAAGUAAUAGGCAUCCUACAAAAACUGGAAAUGGAAAGUGCACGCGCACGCUCUAUGGACUUGGACGAUUUUAUGAAACUGCUGUUGGCAUUCAAUUUCGAAGGCAUACACUUUAACUAGUGCUUGCUAACUUAAUUUGUAAAUACCUAGAAUUAGUGAAUAAGAUAAAUUAAUAAAAUACGAAAGGUGUCACGAUUAGCAAAUGCAGCUGACAAUGACAUGAUGACCGUUCGUGUAUACAAAUAACUAAAUCAA